Molecule: messenger RNA, 706 nt
Organism: Rhipicephalus microplus (southern cattle tick)
Lineage: Eukaryota; Metazoa; Arthropoda; Arachnida; Ixodida; Ixodidae
Source: RefSeq, a predicted model, not a curated record
CAUGUCAACCUUUGCUGUAAAAGGGCAGCCCAGGAGGGAAGAGACUGUGCUGUUGCUUGAAAACCUAGACCUACUGCACAUAACUUCGUCACGUGGUGAGAGAUAUGAAGAGGAUGACUUCUUGGGCAAGAAUACUUCUGCCACUGUCCGGGACGUACUUUACAGUCUCUUCAAUGCCUAUGACAAGAAGGAAGCACAGAAAAAGUUGAAAAAUGUCUGGCCGGUCAAGCUAGGGGAAACCGAAAAAGAAUUUCGUGAAGCAAUUCUCUUCUGGCUCUCAACACUGAAAGACAACCAUGCUGGGGCAGCCUUCCUUCAUGAAUUCAACUCGCGCGUCCUACUGCAGACGGGAACACCACGGUGCUUAAGUUCCUCACCGAGCUUUUUCCACAAGAAAAACACCUGCACUUCUGUUGCUUUGCAAGCACAGCAAGCUUCAGAUGAAAAACAAUGCAGGGAAAUUGAAAGCCUUCUAAAACAGUGGGAAUCAUUUUCAAGUAUACUGCUGCGAGAGUUGGGUCUUCUAGCAGAAAAUGAAAUUCCUGAUGAUGGUCCGACUAAAAAGCUGGAACUGAGUCAUAAAAACCAAACCAUGAGGAAUGAAGAGGCUAUGACUGCACUGCAGCAAGCUGAAGAAUGGCUUCAAAUACAGGAAGCAGAGGCCAAGCAGUUGCUGUGGCAACUGCUAGGCCUCUGCUUCACGUAG